CUCCCUAACCAUCUGUUUCGUCUAGUAACAUUGUACCCUAUCGAGAAGCUAUGUGCCAGUGUUUAUAUCUACCUACUUAAUCUUUGUGUAAACUUUCCGAUGUUGUGUAUCAUAAUAUUUAGUGAAAGCAAAUUUAUUUUUCAAAGAUUGAUUUGAGAGAAAACAAUAUACGAACAAUCCAGUUGAAAUAGUUGAGUGUUGACUAGUUGAGUAAAGAAAACCAGUUUUGGAGUAAAGUUUAUCGGACGAUCCACUUUGACGAUGCAUACGAUUUUCACCGAUCAAAAUGCAUAUUAUCGCACUAGUGCCGCACCUUAUUCGACAGCAGCAGCAGCUGCAGCAGUAAACGUCUCGACUAAUCACUAUGCCUACGAACAGUAUUCCCGAUACGGGUAUGCAGCAUGGCACCAUCAGCAGCAUCAAAUGACCAACACCAAAGACAUGGUAAAACCUCCCUAUUCGUACAUCGCCCUCAUCGCCAUGGCCAUUCAGAACGCAAAAGAGAAGAAAAUCACACUGAACGGCAUCUACCAAUUCAUUAUGGAACGCUUCCCUUAUUACCGAGAGAACAAACAAGGUUGGCAAAAUUCCAUCAGGCAUAACCUGAGCUUAAACGAAUGUUUCGUCAAGAUCCCCAGGGACGAUAAGAAACCGGGAAAAGGAAGCUACUGGACCCUCGAUCCAGACUCUUACAACAUGUUCGAUAACGGGUCGUACUUGAGGAGACGUAGGCGGUUCAAGAAAAAAGACGCUCUGAGAGAAAAAGAAGAAGCUUUAAAAAGACAACAAUUAAAGACGGAAACCCCUCCAACAACAGUCUUAUCGCCGAGAGUCGAACAUAAGGUUGAAGAGGCGAAAGCGAAAUUUGUAUAUAAAUCCAAGAGAGAAUUAGACACUGACUUGACGCCCUGCAUGAACAACAAAUACGUGGAUGCGAAAUUCCCGAUGAGUCAUCAGCAGGACCAUCUCAUGGGAGACGUGGGACCGCCGAUCCAGACCAUAGAUCCAUCUACGGCGUUUUCAGUGGACAGUUUGAUGAUCAGCAGAGACCAGAUGGGAAUCCAUCCGGCCUCAGGAAGACUGCAUUCCCCAGCCGAAAUUUAUUCCUAUUGUUCGAGUGCGACCAGUCCUCAACAUCAGUACAUCGCUGACGAAACGGCUUCAAGGUAUGCCCCAUGGUACAGCCCCGAGACCUCGCCGGAAUCCACCACGGCCACACCUGGAUACAGAGACAUCAUCUUCGACGGGGCCAUCGGUCCGAGCUGUCAGUUGUCUAGUUUCAGACAUUCCGGCGUUUCAACAACCCCACCCACUUACAAGACGACGGCAGGUUAUUAUCAUCAAUAAUGUGCUGUUUAGGACGUUUUUAUUUAUAAAAUUGCAAUAGACAAUGGUUGAUGAGUGUACAUUUAUUCCUAUUAUUUAUUAUUUGAGUGCUUUUGUCAUUCGAUUUGAAGACUUUAACCCAUCUCAUCCGAAUGUGAUUAUGUAAGUACGUUAAUGGCAAUUUUUUUUUUUUUGGUGCUGAGAGUCUGAGCCGUGCAUUAUUGGGUAGUGAUUUCCUUGUUUAUAAGAGAAUAUGAAAGAAAACUUAAAUGUGAUAUUCGUUCAAUAUUAAAGAUAUUAUG
Coccinella septempunctata (seven-spotted ladybird) is the source of this 1628-nucleotide messenger RNA. RefSeq names its product fork head domain-containing protein crocodile (gene croc). Bases 262 to 1347 code for a protein of 361 amino acids. Gene Ontology annotation, molecular function: RNA polymerase II cis-regulatory region sequence-specific DNA binding; DNA-binding transcription factor activity, RNA polymerase II-specific. The record is from RefSeq and is a predicted model, not a curated record. Gene Ontology annotation, biological process: regulation of transcription by RNA polymerase II; cell differentiation; anatomical structure morphogenesis. The transcript has a single exon. NCBI's taxonomy places the organism in Eukaryota, Metazoa, Arthropoda, Insecta, Coleoptera, Coccinellidae.